UCGGUAUCUCAGGACUCUGUUCGCCAAUGAUGAUGGAUAAAACCUUCAUGGAAACCAGGGGCUACACAUUUAAGGCCACACUUGGAGAAGGAACAUUUGGCAAAGUUGUGAAAGCAGAGUCAAUUCAUCUGAAGAAACUAGUAGCUAUAAAGAUCAUUGGCACUGACAAAAGUAGUUCUGUCAAAAGAGAAAGGUUUUUGUCUCAGGAAAAAGAAAUUAUUAGAUCUUUAAAGCAUCCCAACAUCGUCAAAACGUUUGAAGUGUUUGAAUCCCGCUCGAAAACGGUCUAUGUGGUGAUGGAGCUUUGUCCACAAGGAGAUGUCUCAAAGCUUAUUGCUGCCAGAGGGGCUCUAAAUGAAUGUUUCAGCUGUAGACUUUUCAAGCAGCUGUGCCUGGCAAUUCAGUACCUUCAUGGCAUCAGUGUUGCCCACAGGGAUAUUAAAUGUCAAAACCUUCUACUGGACAUGCACUAUAACCUCAAACUGUGUGACUUCGGCUUCAGUGAGAGGCUCACUUGCAUCGAUGGCAACUUGGUGCUGAGUGAUACUCACUGUGGCACUUUACACUAUGCAGCACCAGAGGUCCUGAAGAAUCUCCCAUACAAUUCCAAGGUGUCUGAUGUGUGGAGUAUGGGCAUUGUGCUGUAUAUGAUGCUCUGUGGGUCACUUCCUUUCGGCACCACUAACAAAAAGAAAUUAGUGCACCUUCAAGUGAAGCAUAGCAUUAACUUCCCAACUGCUUCAUCUGUUUCAACUGAAGCAAGAGAGCUGAUCCACAGCAUACUACACCCUGUUGUGGAGCACCGGAUCACGGUCAGCAGCAUGUUAGAGAGCCCAUGGCUAUUAAGGGGGACAGUGGAAGACAGUAAUGAGGCCUGGGCAACAACAGCAAGCUUUAGUCAGAGAGCACUUCCACACAAAAAGCUCAAAGAGGACAAGUAAAGAGCAAAAAGCUGUUCAGAUGUACAGCAAGGACUGUCCAACACUGUCCCAUGACAGGCACCAUAGUCUGACAA
Girardinichthys multiradiatus is the source of this 1015-nucleotide messenger RNA. RefSeq names its product testis-specific serine/threonine-protein kinase 1-like. Lineage: Eukaryota; Metazoa; Chordata; Actinopteri; Cyprinodontiformes; Goodeidae. Gene Ontology annotation, biological process: protein phosphorylation; intracellular signal transduction; microtubule cytoskeleton organization. Gene Ontology annotation, cellular component: cytoplasm. Bases 27 to 941 code for a protein of 304 amino acids. Gene Ontology annotation, molecular function: tau-protein kinase activity; ATP binding; protein serine/threonine kinase activity. The record is from RefSeq and is a predicted model, not a curated record. The transcript has 2 exons.